Messenger RNA from Guillardia theta CCMP2712, 813 nucleotides. RefSeq lists its product as hypothetical. The coding region runs from base 1 to 813 and encodes 270 amino acids. The record is from RefSeq and is a predicted model, not a curated record. NCBI's taxonomy places the organism in Eukaryota, Cryptophyceae, Pyrenomonadales, Geminigeraceae. The transcript is spliced from 10 exons.
AUGGUGGCUACAGAGACACUACGAAAUUGUGAGACCAUCUCAUCCUCAGGUAGUUUCUCGAUCUUUGCAAUCACUGCCAACGUCACAACUACUUCAGCUCUCUCCUCAUGCAUCUUGAUCGCUUCGAUUUUGUUCUCCUUUCCAUCUACUUCAAAUGCUGCUGGUGCCUUUGUUGGAGGAGAUAUCUCAUGGAAGACAUGUCAGAAUAACAAUGUCGAGUCAAGAUUUUAUGAUCCUCUUUUUCCUGAGGUCUGCCUUCAAUGUACGAGAAGUUUAUGCAUUGGCGCAACGAUUAGAGCAUCAUUCAGCACUAAGCUCGAAUAUGGCAGCAGCAGAUUCCUCACAAAUCUGGAACAGGAUGUAGCUAAUUUCAAGGCUGGUAUUAGCACUGUUUUGAGACUCGAUCGGAAUAUGGGAACAGAAUCUUUGCCUAGUGUAGAUGAACUCAAAAUUGGAUACAGGCGAGGCUUGGGGGAUACUUCUACGGUGCCAGAUGUUACGAAAUCCAGAUCAGGAUUGAUUGACUGCACCGGUGAGUCGGUUGCGAAUGACUUGUAUGUUUUGAAUGUUGUGUACUUCCGUUCCUUGUUCUAUUCCUUCUACGUACCAAUACAAUUUUCAAAUCACGAGGGUUUCGACGAGCACACGGACUAUCGUUUUAUCUUCAAGCCGGAGUUGCAUAUGACGACAAGCAAUGUUCACCUGGGAACCUACAGCGAGUUCGCUUCACAGUUCAGACUUACCAUCCAAAUUCGACCUACCAAUCGAAACUUCGUACAACAAAAUUUUGCACUUGAUUCAGAGAUUGGUUGA